This is a messenger RNA of Emericellopsis atlantica, 882 nucleotides long. RefSeq names its product ribosomal protein S18. Gene Ontology annotation, cellular component: ribosome; mitochondrial small ribosomal subunit. The record is from RefSeq and is a predicted model, not a curated record. The coding region runs from base 11 to 784 and encodes 257 amino acids. Gene Ontology annotation, biological process: mitochondrial translation. Gene Ontology annotation, molecular function: structural constituent of ribosome; small ribosomal subunit rRNA binding. The transcript is spliced from 2 exons. NCBI's taxonomy places the organism in Eukaryota, Fungi, Ascomycota, Sordariomycetes, Hypocreales, Bionectriaceae.
GAGUAGCGUGAUGCUACAGCCUACCCUAAAGCUGAGCGGAAUACCAACGGGCGGAUCAUUCCGCCCGCGACACGGUAGAAAUCUCCUAAGCUCCAACAUCACGAGAAUCCUCGUCAAUGUGCCAACAGCCAUAGCCAAGAUGCUACCGCGAUUCACAGCCCCUCGAGGGCUCGCCUCGUCAAUCCGACAAUUCUCGACCUCCGCUUCAUCACUUGCUCCUCGCGAAGGCCCAGCGCCGACACGUCGGUCUACCACCGCUACCCUUUUGAACCUCAACAACUCCCAGAAACCCGACACACGUCGAGGCGACGCCGCCCAGCGCAUUGUGCAGAGCACGCGCGCCCGCCAGGAUGCCUCGUCCGCCAACAUCUACGCCCUCACAGAAGCCAACAAGCAACGUCGAACGGCAGAAGAGUACAUGAAGGACAUGCCGAGACACUGGGUGCCUGGUGAUGUGUACAGCCCGCACGAUCUGAGUGGCGCGGAGAUGGAGAAGACAAGGAAGAGGAACAGGCGUCGCGGCGAUGUGAUUGACGCCCUGGGCAUCAGACCGCAGGAUCACUACAAGAACUUCUCCAUGAUCAACGAAUUUGUGAAUUCCACAAACCAGAUUAUGCACGGGCGCGUGAACGGCUUGAGGGCUGUGAACCAGCGCCGCGUGGCCAAGAUGGUCAGGCGAGCGAUUGGCAUGGGUCUGUACCCGAGUACGCACCAGCACCCCGAGAUGUUCAACAGGAAGUGGUUCCCGGAUCAGAGGCAGGCGCCGGGACGUUGGGGAAAUUAGGAGUGCAUGCUCGCACCCUGAUGCAAAUGUACAACAGUUGGGUUUACUAUGUACUUCUAUAAACACACAUACUUGUACACCAUUUGUACAAUCAGGCA